Molecule: messenger RNA, 807 nt
Organism: Cladocopium goreaui
Lineage: Eukaryota; Dinophyceae; Suessiales; Symbiodiniaceae
Source: the annotation of a GenBank genome assembly
AUGUUCGUUUAUCAAAUUGGCAAAUUGAGGAUCUCUAGCAAUUUGACCACAUUUGACCUGGAUAUUGCAGACUCUUCCAAUCGCAGUGUGGUGGCCUUGUGUCAUAGCUCUGGCGUAGGACAAGAAUGGAAGGACUGCCCUCGCGUUCCUUCAGCAGAAGCCGAAGAUAGAACAGAAUCCGCAGGUGCUCAAGUUGCUGCAGCUUGGCUGUGGGACAAGAGGGCAAAUGCUGUGAAGGAGGCGCAGAAGGAGCGCGCUGCAGCGGCGCGGGAACAGAAGAAGCUGACAAAGCCCGCAAGGGCUGCAGCGGCGGCGAAGGAGAAGAAGGAGCGCGCUGCGGCGGCGAAAGAACAGAAGAAGCGGGAGCAAGAAGCCAAAGUUGCCAAAGCCCGCAAGGACAAGGCCCAUGCCACUGCAGCCGAAGCCCAACAGACGCGUGCAGAGGCUGGCGCCUCUCAGAGCUCGCAAACCAGGAAGCGAGAAGCCAGCUCGGAGGAAGAUUCUUCUUCCAAGAGGCUGAAAAAAGGUUUGCUGAAGAGGAAGCCUGGUCAGGCAGAAGUUUACGUGGUCGGGUGACUCUGGGAAGUUGAGAACUAUGCCCAGCUGCUGGAACAGUGCCUUUUCUUGAAGCGGUCCAGAUUCAACGCCAGAACUCUUGAAUUUUCGGUCUGUAAUGGACCCAAAUGAGUCCCAGAGCUCAUGCUCCAACAGAUUGCGACACAGUUUCACCACAGAUGCCUGUUCGAAUUGGCACAGUCCUGUUGUUUGCACACCAUAAUGCUGGUGUGACGAACUUAGACUUCUGCC